Molecule: messenger RNA, 2133 nt
Organism: Carya illinoinensis
Lineage: Eukaryota; Viridiplantae; Streptophyta; Magnoliopsida; Fagales; Juglandaceae
Exons: 3
Coding region: 638-2005 (455 amino acids)
Source: RefSeq, a predicted model, not a curated record
AAUCAAACUCGCUUUGUCUCCAAGCUAGAGUCGAUCCUGAGCUCUAUGCAGAACUUCUUUCCUUCUGUCAUAGGACCUUUUUAAUUUUUCUCUUCUACCUUUUUAUCUAUCUUGGCUCUUUAUGCUCUCUUUCUCAGGUACGUACUUGUCUCUUUCUUCCUCAGAUUAAUAUUUGUGGUCAAUUCCUGCCAUAUCAUUGGAACACAUGCAGGUUAUAGUUUAUACUUUUUUUUUCCAUGGAAAAGAACUAUACGCUUAUAUUUUCCCUAUACUUGUUUGUUUUCCUUUCUGUCUAUGAAGCUAGCCUUAUGUAGUCAUGUUGUUUCACAUUGUGUAUUUUUUUCCAGUUUCUGAUCUGCAAACAAUUUAAAACCUUUGAUGGAAUUUUAUCGUGAAAACCACACACUUGAACAAAGCUAUUCAAUAACAGGAAUCUAUAAACAAGAUGUUUUAAUCCAAUUUUGCUAGGAAAACCUUAAGGAACCAAAGAAAUGCAUAGCAUCUGUAUUUAUAUCAUGUACAAGGUAAAUUUCCUGGAAUAAAUAGAUAACAACUCUUAUUAGUUACCCACGAACUUAAAUGUAUCAAUCAGACAAAACAUUACAGAUUUGGAUAAUCAGAAGAGGAGGUAAAAAGAAUGGCAUCGCUCACUCCAGGAGUACUACUAAAGCUUCUUCAGGGUAUAAACUCCAAUGUAAAGGUUCGAGGAGAAUAUCGAUCCGUUCUACUACAAGCCAUCAGCAUUGUGCCUGCCUUAACCGGAUCUGACCUGUGGCCUAACCAUGGCUUCUUCAUAAAAGUCUCUGAUUCCUCUCACUCGACAUAUGUCUCACUUUCAAAGGAAGAUAACGAGCUCAUCUUGAACAACAAGUUGCAACUCGGCCAGUUUUUCUAUGUGGAUAGGAUGGAAGCUGGAACACCAGUUCCUAGUCUUGUUGGGGUGAGACCAGUGCCAGGACGCCACCCUUUUGUGGGGAAUCCAAAGGAUCUCAUGCAAAUGUUAGAGCCAUCAGAGGGUCCAGUCCAAUCUGGUGACGAAGGACUAGAUGGUACAAAAUUGAGGGAGUUAUUGACCGAAGUAAAGGGCGAAAACCCAAGACAGAAAAUUGUUAUCAAAGAGGAGAAGGCAAAAGUCGCAUCUAGGUACAUGCAGGGUGUUUUGGCACCAAAUAAUGCUAAAGCAAGUGGAGUGGAUUCGAAUGGAGACGAGAAGAGUAACGAGAAUGAGAAUUUUGGGGCAAGUAAGAAGGUUGGAACGGUGAAAGGAAAGCAUCAAGAGCUGAAAGGUCAGGGAAUGCUUAGAAGGAGAAAUUUAGCUUCUUUGGUUGCAGCAGAAGCUCAGAAGCAGGCGGCCACGGCUGCAACUCUGGUCAGGUGCCUCAGUAUGUUUGCUGAUCUCUGCUCAUAUGCCUCGCUGGAGAACCCCCACCUGUAUCUUACCAAGUUCUUCACACUCUAUCAGCUGCUUGAACAACCGAAUGCAGCAACUCCAUUGAAGGAUAAGUCACUUCAGUUAUCAGCUCUCCUAUCUGUUCCAGACAUGGAAAAAACUGGCAAAAAGGCUGGUCCUAUUCACGGUAAAAGUAUGUUGAAGUCUCCAAAGGCUCCUAUUGAUUUAAGUGGGGCUGAGAAAUUAGAAUGGGCUAAAUGGGAUGAUGCAAGAGAGAUCAAAGAACUGAGAGAGGUUCUGUUAAAUGAAACAAGAUGUUGGUUUUUGAAAUUCUUGGAGGGGGCACUGGAUGUUGGGUUUCGUGUAGGUACCCAGGAGACGAAAGGUAAGGACGGUGCAGGAAGACAAAUGGAGCCAGACAACCAUAUUGCUGUCACAUUAUCACAGCUUAAGCAUGCGAAUGAGUGGUUGGAUAAACUGAGAAGCAUCUUGAGGUCAGAGAAUGAUGGGAUACUGGAGAUUGUUGAGCGGUUGAAGAAGAAAGUUUACACUUGUUUGCUUGUUCAUGUAGAGUCUGCAGCAUCAGCUCUGGAGAAUCGCUCUCAUCGUGGUUGAUCGAAGAAAGAUGACUGUCUUAGAAUUUUAUUCAUCUUCUGGUAUUUAUGAAUAACUUAUUUUAUUAAGGUUAUAUGGAUUUCUAACAACAAAUAAUUUAUUAAUUUGAGUCGAGCAAUGUUAUUGAA